This is a messenger RNA of Hydatigera taeniaeformis, 1500 nucleotides long. Lineage: Eukaryota; Metazoa; Platyhelminthes; Cestoda; Cyclophyllidea; Taeniidae. The record is from the annotation of a GenBank genome assembly.
AUGCGCUCAGGCAUUGGGCUUAUUGUGUUUAUAUCCAUCAUCCUAUCCUUUGUCAAAUCUGAUGAUUUCUCUCCGGCAUAUUUAUCAUAUGGUUCAAGAGAACAUCUUAUACUCACGAGUCUCGAUCCCAGUGUUGUGUGUUUGCGAAGACCGCCCUGGUUCGAAUGGAUUUUCACCGCAUUCCAGCAUCAAACUAUCAAGGUAAACGGCACCUCGCUGGAUAUCUGUCCGAUUUACGCUUUUACUGCUGUUGACGAACUUGACCUUCGAUCUCGUUCCCCUUGGCUUCACGACUUCCCUUCCUCCUCUCUUUUGUCAUCCUUUUUACCAUUCUCUGCCUCCAGCCCAGGCUACUUUGAGCUGCAUGAGGACUCUUCCAUUGAACUUUUCGGUUUCGACUCCCAUUGUGUUGCAUUUAUUUCUCAACCCGGAAAAACACAUUAUGGCUGUCAAUUUGGCAUUGAUGUUGGAUUCGAAGCACGUGUUGAUUGGCUUCGAAUCUUCCGAUUUGCGUGCGGCUUUGUCCUAUACGUAUUUGCGCCCACUCUCUCCAAUAAUCUGACCUUCUAUUAUUUCACUGGUAUUAGCUUAUCGGUCAUCGGAAGUGUUCUGAUUGUCCUCCUCAUUGCCAUGCGUCUACUUCCGAAGCGCACAACCCUCCUGCUUCAGGGGGCUUUGCUCAUUGGAGGAGGUGCGUUAAGCUUUUUUGCCAUCUACUUAGACUAUCUUCGCUCGCUUCUGUGGAGCUUUGUGCUCAACAACGCAGGAUGGGUGUUCGUUUAUGUGCUGGGGACGGCUCUAAUCUCCGGAAUUAUCCUCUACUGGUUUGGCCUUCCAGAACGGCUUAUGCAAAGUUUUCCACGAACUCAAGUCCUCCUCGAGCUGCUUAUUCGUACUGCUGCUGCUCUCCUCAUAGCCUCUGCGCCGCAUCUGCCAUCCCAGUUAUUGAUACUUACAGACGCUAUUAACCUAAUGGCACACUAUGCCAAAUCGUGGUUAAAUAUUAGUCCUUCCUUACUGUUGGCAGCGUCACCAUUGGCAAUGCGUGCAGUAUUUACCGGUGUAAUCUUGGCCGUGAUCUCAUACAUCUCGUCUGCGUCUUUGAAAGCCAAAAGGAGGAGGCGGCCCUUGGAUCCUUCGUGGGAUAAUUGUCUACUCUUAGAUUCUCCAUGCGCAGCCUCAUCGCCUUAUAAUAGGCAAAGUAAUAGACCUGUAUGGCGUCCACCGGGAAGCAGCUUUCUUGCCACCCCGUCGACAUCCAACUACGGGGGUUAUAUCUAUCAAGAAGAAGGCGAUGAGUAUGCAGCCAUUAGCACGGAAGCUUAUUGGGAUGGUAACGGGUAUGUGUUCUCACCCGUCCUUCGUGUAAGAUCGAAUAGGUCGACACCAAGUCGGCGUCAGACGGCUUCAUCAAGGUCACCGAAAAGCAGGAGUAAAGUUGGAUGGGUAGUGAUGCAGGAUGCUGUUUUAACUGAUGAUGAUGAGGAAGAGAAUUAUUGA